This is a messenger RNA of Pleurotus ostreatus (oyster mushroom), 273 nucleotides long. RefSeq lists its product as uncharacterized. Gene Ontology annotation, biological process: proton motive force-driven ATP synthesis. Lineage: Eukaryota; Fungi; Basidiomycota; Agaricomycetes; Agaricales; Pleurotaceae. The transcript has 3 exons. Gene Ontology annotation, molecular function: proton transmembrane transporter activity. Bases 1 to 273 code for a protein of 90 amino acids. The record is from RefSeq and is a predicted model, not a curated record.
AUGGUAUCACCGACGGUCAAUGUUGCUAGGUACACGGCUCUAUUCACCGGUGUCGUCUAUGGCUGGUAUCACCGAAGACAGCUUCAGGCCGACCAUGACAUCCAAAAGCAAACCCAUGCCGUGCACGAACGGAAGAUCCUGAUUGCGGAGGCGAAGGAGGCGUACAAAAAGAAGCUGUCGGCGCCCAAAGACUCUGGUGUGGUGACAAACCCGGAGGACCCUCGUUUCGAUCUAGAGAAGCUCAUAGCGAAGUGGGAAGCCGAAUCCUCGUAG